This is a messenger RNA of Mercenaria mercenaria, 11335 nucleotides long. RefSeq lists its product as uncharacterized. The coding region runs from base 122 to 5047 and encodes 1641 amino acids. Lineage: Eukaryota; Metazoa; Mollusca; Bivalvia; Venerida; Veneridae. Gene Ontology annotation, biological process: regulation of transcription by RNA polymerase II. The record is from RefSeq and is a predicted model, not a curated record. Gene Ontology annotation, molecular function: DNA-binding transcription factor activity, RNA polymerase II-specific; protein binding; RNA polymerase II cis-regulatory region sequence-specific DNA binding. The transcript is spliced from 8 exons.
UUACGCCAUUUGCAAACGGAAUGGCAGCCGUGGCGAGGUGCCCGAUGUAUCACUGAAAUAUUCACGAAUCUACUUGUGUUCGGGAGUUUUAGGUGUUUAAAUUGAAGUAAAGGUUUGCAAGAUGGAGGACUACUACACUAUCCAGACACCAGGUCACCACAGCACUAUGUUUGCAGAGCUACAUGUGUUGCAGAAACAAGGUGUCAUGUGUGACGUCAUUCUGGCAGCUGAAGAUGGGGAGGUCAUGGCACAUAAGGUUGUGUUGAUGGCUGCCAGCAAGUAUUUCAGGGAUAAGUUAUCCCCAGUGAUGGGUCCAACAGCUUCCAAAAUCUGUCUGAAAGGUAUCUCUGUUGUGGAGUUAGCAAACCUUGUCAAGUAUAUAUACACUGGUAAACUGUUGGUUGCUAAGGAAACCAUGGAUAUCACUUUAGAGAUUUCAGAAAUUCUUGAGUUGCAAGGAGUGAUACAAGGUUAUAAAGAGAUAAUAUCCUAUGAGCAAAUGAAAGAUAACCCAGGAAAUGCUGCAGCUUUAAAAUCCGAACCCCUCUCUCUUCCUGCUGCAGUUCCACCAGGCAUAAGCAGUAAAAGCUUUGGUGAAACUUCAGCAAUACAGAGCACAAAUGUACAUUUACCAAAGACUUCUGAUCAAGCCACUAUUGGUCAAGGACAGCCUGCUGUGAGUAAUGUUCUCAAAAUUUCUUCAACCUAUUCAGGUACUCAGUCUGUUGCUUCUGAUGGAACUACAGUCACCUCGACAAGUAUGGUGCCAGAACCAGACUCAAAUCAGAGUUCUAAGGUUGUAGUAACUGAACAAUGCGAAGAUGGCACCUCUGUUACAUACCACCUAGACAACAAUGGAGAUGCAGCUGAUGUUAAUAUCUCACAGUCUACUUCUAACGACUUUAACUUUGACGCCCUAUAUGACCAGCAGUAUAUGGAUGUUUCUGCUGGGUCCAGAACUCCGGCAAAGAAUCCUGGAGUGAACAGCCCACAGAACAAUGUCACACCUCCAAAGCUUCAGCAGAUGGCCCCUCUUCCAACAGAUAGUCAAAAGAUAGCAGAAGAAAGAGCUCAACAUCAAGAUUUACUUGCAGUUGCCAUAGAAACACUUUCAGAUGUACCACACUUGAAGCAUCAUCCUCAUCAGACCCAGCCAGAAAUUGACAGGGCCAUCUCAAGUAUUUCAGGGAGUGAGCCAACACAGAUUAUUCCACAAAAUAUGACUGGACUAAAGCCUGAAGAUGAUUUAGAAGAUUUUGAAAAUGGUAAAACUAAUACAAAAACUGUUACAAUGAGUGCAGGGUCUGUCAACAAUGAACUAGGUGGAAAGACCGAUGUGUAUACUGUAGCUCUUGAUCCAGCAUCAGUUAAAACACCUCUUAAGAUGGCCAGACCAAAGAGAACAAAAACAGCAAAAGAAAAGGAAGCUGAAGAAAAAGCAAAGAAGUAUAGACAGAAGAAAGCUGAAUUAAUAGCUGGUGUUACUAAGGAUCUUAAGUUGGGUUCAGUUAAUUAUAUAGAACCUCGACGGGGAAAACGGCAAAAGACCUCGGCAUUAAAGCAGGAUUUUCAGUAUGAGAGCCUCUCUAAAACUAAAAAGAAGAAUUUCAGUCCGAGGAUCUUACUUAUUCCAAAAAAUUCUGAAAACGAUCAUAUAUCAGGUAUAGAUAAGAAGGAUGAGGCAUAUGGUGAAAAUACAAAGGUAACACCAAAAGUAGUUAAAGUUCCAAAAGAAGAGAAAGUAGGUACAUCAGGUGAUGAUUUUGGGCAGGUUGUUAACUUUGAUAGUGAAAGUGAAGAUGAGGAUGAUGUUGAUGGAAUGAUUGUUAAUGACAUGGUAUCUGCUUUUAAUGAUGGUGAAUGUGAAAGUAAAGAAACCAAAAAUUGGAAAGGAAAUGUUGAUAAGACUAAAGCAGAUACGUCCAAAGUUGAUCUUUCUGAGCCUAAACAAAGUCGGAUAGAAAAAGAUAAAGUGAAUACUGAAAAAGGAAAAGAGCUAGAAACAAGUAACAAGAAAGAAAUAGAACUGAGUGACAAAGAAGAGAACAAUAAAAAAGAAAGGAAUUUAAAAACUAAGAGUAUCAAUAAUGUAUCUGAUGUUGAAAAGAAUAUGGGCAUAAAAGAAGAUGAAGAGAAGGCUAAUCAAGUACCAAAUGAAAAUGAAGAAGCAGAAAGAAUAUUAUCAGACAAAAAGAAUGAGAGAGAAGAAUUUGCUGAAGAUGUUAACGAUGAAAAGGAGCUGCUAGAUGACUUGCAUGUCCAGAAUAUUGAUGAGGCAACAGCAGAGAAGAUGAGGUCAAGUGCAACCAAAAGGAAAACCAGAACACCCAGAAAAUUACCUUUAUCAGAUGAAGAGAAAGGGAAUGAUAGUGGCUCGGACAGACAUGAUAAUAUACCAGUGGUAAGAACUAGAAGAAGCAGUAGGAGUUUAAAUCUUGAUAAGGAGAAGGAACAAAAAACUGUUAAAACUGAUACAGAAAAGAAUGUUGGCAGUGAGGCUAAAAAUAAGAAGAGGUCUAAAACUAAUCUUGAUGAAGCAGAUAUUAAAUGCAAUGAUAAAGAUUUACCUAAAACAGGCAGUAGCUGUAUGAGGUCUGAGAAGGAAAAGGAAAAUAAAUCUGAUAAAACUGAAACUUGUUCAGAAAGGGACUUCAGUGAUGAUAAUGUAGCUACAAAUAAGAAGAAACCAACAUCUGACUUUGAUGGAGUGAACAUUGAUUGUAGGGAUAAAGAUGUAUCUAAACCAACAGAGAUCAAAAUAAUAGCCCAGUGUAAAGUUGAUGAGAAAGCGCUUGGUGAAGCUGAAAAACAAAUUCAUGAUAGUGAAUCGAAGAAAAUAAUCAUUGUCCCAAAGAAUUACCAACCUGAAAUCAGACUGAAAAAGCGAACAACUGAAGAAAUGCUACAGCUAGCCAAGGAAAUACCAGUUAGCCAGGGUAAGGUUCCAUCAGAGAUAGAACUUGAAAUGGAGGCUUAUGAAACUGGAGAAGGUGAUGAUGAUGAUGAUUAUGGUGACAUCUCUGCAGAUGAUGGAAAUAAAGAUCCUGUUGAAAAUGCAAAUGGUGAAAACAAAAAUAAAGAAAAGAAAACCAUUGAAGUUGCUGGCAAAAGAAAGAACGAAGAGUCGGUAAAGUCACCUGCAGGAAAGAAAAGAAAAAUUGCCUCCAAAGUUAGUAGUAGCAGUCAAAUUAAUGAAAGUGGUGAAGAUCACUCUGAAAAUGAAACUUUAGAUGACAGCCCUGCCACCAACAGUAUAGGAAAAAGAAAUAUAUUUGACAUAAUGAAGGACAAAGACAAAAGUCCAACAAAGACGGUAGGUCCCGGUAAAAGUGCUGGAAGUUCAAACAGAAAAACUGGUUCAAGCAGUAUUCUGGAAACUGAGAGGAAAGGAACAGAGAAAAAUAUAGAGAUAGACAAAAAGAAAGGUGGAAAAGCUAUUAGUGAGAAAGAAAAAGGAGCCAACAGUAAACCAGAUGAUGAAACAAAUGAAAAGGGAGACAGUAGUAAAACAGAUUAUAUAGUAAAGGCUGAAAAAGAGAAGGAAGGCAUCAGCGAAACAAGUAUUGGAGUGAAAGCUAUAAAAAGAAAGAGUGGAGCCUGCGGGGUAAAAGCUUCAAAAGAGAAAGGGGAUAGUGGUAAAACUGAUGUUAAAGUAAAAUCUGUGAAAGGAAAAGAGAAGGGAAACAGUGCUAAAUCUGUUGUUGGAGAAGCUUUUGAAAUGAGAGAGGAGGCAACCAGUACUGAAUAUGCAGCUGAGGAUGAGGAAUCCGAUUGGACAGAUGAUGAAACUGAAGAACUUGGGGAUUCUAUGGUAUACGUUUGUUCAGAGGAUAACUGCCUAUUUUCAUCAAAGAGUUUAAACAGUCUGCGCCGACACCAGUCCAUGUUCCAUGACUUUCCAAUUACUGAUGCUGUGGAGCAAACAGAAUCAAGUCUUGAUGGGGAAACAUCAGCCCAAUCAGGUACUGAAGCUACUCCAUAUUGUUUUGACUGUGGGAAAACUUUCAAGACAACUAAGAUUAUGAAAAAACAUGUGGAAUACACGCACUCAGACAAGAAAAAGCUGAACUGUGGACAUUGUGACUUUGAAACACCAUUUAAGUCAAGCAUGACCACCCAUUUAAAGCUCAAACACUCUCUGAAGAAGGCAAUGUUUAUGUGCAAGUACUGCUCGUAUGGGACACCACUUACUGGAAAUCUACGAAAGCACCUGUAUAGUUCACAUGGAUUAAUCAUUAUAACAAAGCAACAUCGAAAGUCCCCAGAAUAUGAACAGUUUGAGGAGGGUACAAUAGUAACUAAAGAUGGUCAGAUCUUCGACCCUGAAACAAUGGAGUUACCAAAGGCCCCUAAAAAGAAAUCUGUAAAGGUUAAACAGGAAAUUGAUGAUAAUGACACCCCAGAAGGCAACAUUAACACAGAAGGUAAAAAACGAGCAAGAAUAUCUUUGUGCAAACUUCCAGUGGAUGAUUUUCUUAAAGAAAUGAUGAAAAGACAUGAGCAAUAUCUGAACAAGCCCGAGCCGAAAUAUUCUUUUAUGAGUUUUAGUCUUGCCAAGGCAACAGAAUAUCCUUCGUUCCCGCAAGCAUCUCCCCAGGUUAGAAAUACAAGAGCAAACAAAAUUUAUAACAUGAAAAAAUUAAAACCAACUUUUACAGACCAACAUGCUGAGCAAAAUGCUGGUACCUACGGUAUUGGGAAUCUCCAUGGGAUGUAUCAAGCUGGGGCAAGUGUUCCCCAGGUUGCUAGUGAAGUUGAAGUAGAACUUGACAACCAGCCAGAGGUUGUGGUAGAAAAUGUUGAAGGUGAUGCAUCUACCACUGUUCUUACUAUAAGCGAACAGAAAGGCAUGGAUGGGUCUGAAAUGAUCAUUAUCAAUCAGAAUGGAAAACAGACUGUGGUUAGGUCAAAAGAUUUUUAUGAUACACUUAAAGCCACAGGUCACGAUACCAAUCAAACGCUUGGAGUUAUAUCGGCACUUUUGCAAGCUGGAGAACAGAUUGAGAUCAGAGAACAAGAAGAAGUUGUUGAAAUACAGAAUAUCUGAAGCACCUUUCUUACAGAAAAAGUAAACUAGGAACUCAAAGAAAAAUAUUUAUAGUAAGAAAACAUCAAGACUUUUGAGUUACAGAGUAACAAUAUGUCUAUAAUAAUUUGCAACAAUUGUAAUCAAAGUUAUCGGUUUAAAUCUACAUAUAGCUGGCAUUAAUAAUGUUAGUGUUUUAUAAAUACCUGUACAUUUAUGUCAUAUUUUAACACUGCUGUUGAUAGAUAGAUGUUAAGGUACAAAUUUAGAAAGUAUUAGCUGAUUUCUAGAUAUAAAAGCAUUGAUUUGUCAUUUCAGUGUUAGGUUACAUUUACCCCAUACUUUAUGAUUUUAAUCCUAAAUUAUGAAAAACAAAAAUGUUUACAAUAAUUGCCAAGUAGCUUUUGACUAUAUCUGGUAUGAAAGUAGGAUAAAAGGGGUUAUUACUGUCAUCGUACGAGUAUAGGUUGUACCUUUUUUACCGAGAUUCUGGUCAGGAAGGACCAAUGUGACCUAUACAUUUUUUCCCUGACUUAAAAAAUUAAGAUCUUUGUUUACGCCACAUACCUUUACAUUGAAGAGUAACUACCUAUGAUUCGGGCAUAGGUAAAAAACGGUAUCGGGACCCAGCGAAUUUUGUAUAAAAUGUUAAAUGAAGAGCUCCUGCAAAAGCUUUAAAGAAAUGCUGUUUUUCAUUAAAAUAUUUUUUACAACGCUUUUCUAUAACUCCUUAUUAAGUUUUUAGCAAAACCUGCGUAAAACUUUCCCAAGUUGGUGUUUUCACACAUUUUGCAUGUACACCGAACCAACCGUAAUUACAAGUUGCCACAACACAAGUCGAUAAUUGGGAGAUGUUUAAGGUGAUGAGAUCGAAAAGGUGUUUAUAAGUUUGAGAUAGUUUUGACAUAACUUUAAAUGUCAAUUUAGUAGUAUCUCACCUCGUGAUUUAAACAUGUCGUUUUCACAAUUUUGGUAAAAUUACAGGUGCCGCAACAAUGGCUGACCAAUGCCGGGAAAAUCGCAUUUCCCUGCAAAUUUACAUGUUUACUGCUUCUUAUACACGAAUGCUACCUUUACUUGUACGAUGACAGUAUUCGGUCAACAAUUUGGUGGAAAUCGGAUCUUUUAGGAGUAAAGAAGUUAAGUAAAUCUCGGAAGAAAGAAGUGCAUUCAAAUCAAAUGAUCUAUGAAAGUCUGUAAAAAGUCAUUUUAUUACAGUUCAUAUUUCGAAAAAAUAGCUAACAAGUCUUAAGAAAACCAUAGGGAACUAUAUUACAGUAGAAAUACCAGUUUUAUUGCUAGUUUUAGCAACAAUUUGUUUACAAAACUUACACAUGUUGCACAGUAAAACCUAGAGUCAAAGACGUAACGGAGUUGCUGAUUGGCUUAAUACAAUCUGAUGUAACAGAUCAUUUGAUUUGCCAAGCACCUAAAGUAGGUGGAGUUUUAAGUAAGCCAUUGGUAUGUAAGUGGUGUGUAUUAAAGUUCUUUUGACAGGAUUGCAAAUUGUCAACAGCCUAUAAUCAUUAGUGAAUUUGGAUUUAAAAAAAAAAUCAGGCAACUUGUUUUAGCAUGAUGUUAGAUUUGAUCAAAGUUGUGAGUUCCAAAGCAACCAAUUCCCUCAGUUUACCACCUAGCUUGAGCUUCUUUUGAAUUCUGCAACAUUUCUCAUUAAACAGAUGGAAUACAAAACUUCGUCUUUGUCCUCAAAAAUCUAUAGUUUGUUAAUGGCUUUGAAAAGGGUUGUCCUGUUUAGUGUUAUCCUUUUAUAUUGUACACAAAAAGUAGAAGUUUUCAAAGGCUUUGUUAAUUUGUCGUAUUAUUAUUUUAGACUGAAAAAACGUUAUUCAAAACUAGUUAUCUUUCUUAAAAUGUCAAAUGCUGUAGCAGUUUUAUAAAGGGUACAUUGUUAUGCUGUAGAAAAUAUUGGUCAGUGUCUGAGUGAGAGUGUCAUUUCAAGUUGCUUCUGUUAAGUCUAUAGAGAGGUUGAUUUAGGUAUGGUAACGAGUAUAUUAAGGAUUUCAUUCUACGUUUUGAUAAGUAUCUAAGGUGACAACAUUAAGAACAUUGAAAUUUAAAACCAGUUUAGUUUAAUGGCACUUUAGUUUCAAUACGAAAUGCAAAAUGUGUAGGUUUAGAUUUAGCAAAAAGUUUAAUGAAUCUUUUUCUAGCAGUAGUUUAUUACUUAUUAUAGAGGUUAUUACCUUAAGGCGGUUCUGCACGUUCAGAUCAGAAACUUUUCUAAAAUAUAGAAUUUGAUUAAACCGUGAUUUUUCAAAACUUCAGAAUAUACUUAAUAAUAGUUAAUAUAGAAAAGAAAGAGUUGUGUGCUUGAUUUUUUUGCUAAACUGAUUUGAAAAUUAAGGAUCUCAAGCAAAAUUUCAUGAUGGGAGUCUGUGGGAAAAUCACAAUUUUGGUGGCACUUUUGCAAAUAGAAUUUUUUUCUACAAUGUAGAUUUUAAUGAAAUCUCUGUCAUAACUAAACAUAUUGACUAUAAUAUGAAGAGAUAGAAUAUAUAUGUCCAUGUGUUUGUUUUUGAGAUACUUGUUCUUAAUUAAGGAGAUCUGCAAGUUUCAAGCUGAUUUUAUGACAUAAUUUGGAUUUGUUUGUUUGUUUUGGUUUUAACGCUGUUUUUCAACAGUAUUUUAGUUAUCUAAUGGAGGGCAGUAACCUAACCAGUGUUCCUGGAUUCUGUACCAGUACAAACCUGUUCUCCGCAAGUAACUGCCAACUUCCCAACAUGAAUCAGAGAUGGAGGACAAAUGAUUUCAGACAGGUCUGUUAUCAAAUCAUCACGGAGAACAUACGCCUCGCCCAGGGCUUGAACUUAUGACCCUGUGAUCCGUAGAUCUGUGCUCUCCCUACUGAGCUAAGCGGGCGGGCUUUACAUAAUUUGGUAAUUAUUUAAUGUGUCAAACUUUCCAUUAUCAGAUUUAAUCUUUAGAACAAUAAAAACAUUGCCAGUUUAAUAAAUUCAGUCACACAUUGCCAUUAAUUAAUAAAAUAAUUUUUGUGUCUGUAUGCCGGGUCCAAGCUUUAUUCUAUGUUAUCCAAAUUAAUAACAAUACUCCAUUACUUUCUGUGUAUCAAACAUGCAGAACUACCUUAAGGCUUGAAAUUUCAGUCAUUGCAUUAUUUUGCAAAAUGAAGAUUAGGUAUGGUAUAGACAUUGGUAAAGAAUUGGCACACUGUCACUGGUACAACAAGCAACUUCUGUAAUGAUCCAUUUGUUAUUUAUGUUAAGAUUUUUAACUAGCACUAAAUUAAAAUGGCUGUAUAUUUAUGCAAAAAAUAUGUACGUAGUUCUGUUUUCCAGUAAGAUAUGGAUUACAUUUGGUAACAUGCAAUACAUGAUGAGCAUUACAAAAGCUAGUGUAGAAUACAGAAUCACUGUCUUGUUGAUACAGAUUUUUUUUCUGAUUUUUUCUCUAUUUCUUGAUAACUUUAACCCUUAGCCUGCUAAAUUUCUAAAAUGGACUGGUCAGUCAUUCAAUUUGGGCCAUACCACUUAUUAUUCAAAGGGGUGUUCACUGAAAAUCUACUGACUGAAUAGCUAACAGUGCAGACCAUGAUCAGCCUGCAAGCUAAAGGUUAAUUUUAUGUGUAGGUAGCUUCAGUAUAAUAAUUGUAAAUAUUUACAGUCUGAAUUAUAUAUAUUGACUUCAGUUUUAUUCCAAUUUGUACAUUAUCUUCUGACUGGAAGUAUGUUAUUUCUGAGGUCACAACACUCGAUUGGCUGCACUUUUCUACUAGUAACACAUUAGCUAGACAUAGUACUAGAGAUCAGUCAAUGACACAAAUUAUAAUCCUUCCCUGUAUUAACCUGUACACCUAUAUGGCAAUAGUUAAUAGGAAGAACGAAGUAACUGUAUGGAUAAAAACUUAGUGAUAGGUCAUUUCAUUGUAAAUGCUGAAGAGUUUUUUCUUGUUAGAGUUUUUUUUGUGAUCGCGCGGUGUCCGUCGUCCGUCCGUGCGUGCGUCCGUCCGUAAACUUUUGCUUGUGACCACUCUAGAGGUCACAUUUUUCAUGGGAUCUUUAUGAAAGUUGGUCAGAAUGUUCAUCUUGAUGAUAUCUAGGUCAAGUUCGAAACUGGGUCACGUGCCUUCAAAAACUAGGUCAGUAGGUCUAAAAAUAGAAAAACCUUGUGACCUCUCUAGAGGCCAUAUAUUUCACAAGAUCUUCAUGAAAAUUGGUCAGAAUGUUCACCUUGAUGAUAUCUAGGUCAAGUUCGAAACUGGGUCACAUGCCUUCAAAAACUAGGUCAGUAGGUCAAAUAAUAGAAAAACCUUGUGACCUUUCUAGAGGCCAUAUUUUUCAUGGGAUCUGUAUGAAAAUCAGUCUGAAUGUUCAUCUUGAUGAUAUCUAGGUCAGUUUCGAAAGUGGGUCACGUGCCUUCAAAAACUAGGUCAGCAGGCCAAAUAAUAGAAAAACCUUGUGACCUCUCUAAAGGCCAUAUUUUUCAUUGGAUCUGUAUGAAAGUUGGUCUGAAUGUUCAUCUUGAUGAUAUCUAGGUCAGGUUUGAAACAGGGACAUGUACGGUCAAAAACUAGGUCAGUAGAUUUAAAAAUAGAAAAACCUUGUGACCUCUCUAGAGGCCAUACUUUUGAAUGGAUCUCCAUAAAAAUUGGUCAGAAUGUUCACCUUGAUGAUAUCUAGGUUAAGUUUGAAACUGGGUCACGUGCCUUAAAAAACUAGGUCAGUAGGUCAAAUAAUAAAAAAAAUCUUGUGACCUCUCUAGUGGCCAUACUUUUCAUGGGAUCUGUAUGAAAGUUGGUCUGAAUGUUCAUUUUGAUGAUAUCUAGGUCAGGUUUGAAAGUGGGUCAACUGCGGUCAAAAACUAGGUCAGUAGGUCUAAAAUUAUUAAAAUCUUUUGACCUCUCUAGAGGCCAUAUUUUUCAAUGGAUCUUCAUGAAAAUUGAUUUGAAUGUUCACCUUGAUGAUAUCUAGGUCAGUUUCGAAACUGGGUCACGUGCGGUCAAGAACUAGGCCAGUAGGUAUAAAAAUAGAAAAACCUUGUGACCUCUUUGGAGGCCAUAUUUUUCAUGAGAUCUUCAUGAAAAUUAGUGAGAAUGUUCACCUUGAUGAUAUCUAGGUAAAAUUCAAAACAGGGUCACCUUCGAAAACUAGGUCAAUAGGUCAAAUAAUAGAAAAACCUUGUUACCUCUCUAGAGACCAUAUUUUUCAAUGGAUUUUCUUGAAAAUUGGUCAGAAUGUAUAUCUUGAUAAUAUCUAGGUCAAGUUCAAAACUGGGUCACAUGAGCUCAAAAACUAGGUCACUAUGUCAAAUAAUAGAAAAAACGACGUCAUACUCAAAACUGGGUCAUGUGGGAAGAGGUGAGCGAUUCAGGACCAUCAUGGUCCUCUUGUUUUUAUAUACGAUGUGUGAUAUGGUAGAAAUAAUAUUAUAUCUAAAUUUCAUUUACCAGUCAUAAGUGAACUCCGUAUCAAAUGUGAUCUUUGACCAAAGCAUUCUCUAGUUAUUUGGCAAAACAAGUUCUACUGUUCUGGGUCAGUGUGACCUUGACCUACUGACCUCAACAUCAAUAGGGGCAAUCUGCUGGUCAUGAUCAACCUCCCUAUUAAGUUUCAUGAUCCUAGGCCCAAGCUUUCUCAAGUUAACGUCUGGAAACAGUUCAAUUGUUCUAGGUCAUUGUGACCUUGACCUUUGGCCUACUGACCUAAACAUCAAUAGGGGGUCAUCUGCUGGUCAUGACAAACCUCCCUAUCACCCUUCCUGAUCCUAGACCCAAGUGUUCUCAAGUUAUUGUCCAGAAACGGUUUAAUUGUUUCAGGUCACUGUGACCUUGACCUUUGACAUACUGACCUCAAAGUCAAUAGGGGUCAGGGGUCAUCUGCUGGUCAUGACAAACCUCCCUAUCAACUUCCAUGAUCCAAGCAAGUUAUCAUCCGGAGACCAACAUCUGCAAAACAAUAUACCCCCCUUUCUUCGGGGGGUUGGGGCAUAAUAAAAUAAGAUAAAAAUUGUAGAUUAAGUAAUUUCAAUUUUGGUAUGAAAUACAUGUACAUGGUUAUGUUGAACAUAUACCGAAACCCUUUCCUCGAAAUUAAAAUGUCCAUGUAUUUCAUACCAAGAUAGAAAUAACUAUUAAAAUCACAAUUCAUCAUUUAAAUACAACCAUAUAAUUAUUAUGAAGUGUAGAAGACAAAGAACUUGUACAAUAUUAUAAUAUUUUAGUGAAUCAUUAUAAAUAUUACAUUGUAGAAUUAAAUGUAGAAAUUGUUCAUAUAGAUGUUGUUAUUGUGUUUAUUAUGUAUCUUAAAUUGUUUAUUAAAUGUUCUUAAAGUA